UGCUGUGCGUCUGACGUCACGCCGCGCAGAAGCCGCGAGAGGGGGAGAGAGAGAGGGAGAGGGAGGAGAGGAGGAAGCAGUUUCUCCGCGCUCGGUCGUGGCCGCCAUUUUGUUUGUGUGCGCAGGGCGGACACGGGGCUUGCUCGCCUUUUUUUUUUCCAGCUUUGUGCAUGUACCUGUUUGAACACAGAAUUCCUGCAUAUAACAUCCAGCAACGGAAGCUGUGGGAGAUGCGGCAUUCAAAACAAUCUCAUUGUCCUGAAUGGGACGACCGAAAGAGCUGGGAUCAAAGAAAGCACAGCAGCAGCCGUAAACGCAGGAAAAGGUCCCACAGCAGUGGACAAGAAAGCAAGCACUAUAAACCAAAUCACUUUUCAGAAAGUCAUUAUUUGGACGAUAGAACCAUAAAUGAAAGAGACCAUCAUGACCGGAGAUAUGUUGAGGAAUACAGAAAUGACUUCUGUGAAGUAUAUGACCACAGGCAUUAUCACAGAGACUAUGAAAAGAGUCACCAUCAUCACUAUAGCAAAUCCUCUGGUCGGAGCAGGAAAAGUAGUCAUAAAAGGAAGCAUAAGAGACAUCAUUGCUCCAGUCACCAAUCGCAUUCGAAGAGUCACCGAAGGAAAAGAUCCAGGAGUGUAGAGGAUGAUGAGGAGGGUCACCUGAUCUGUGAAAGUGGAGACGUUCUAAGAGCAAGAUAUGAAAUUGUUGCAACUUUAGGAGAAGGAGCUUUUGGAAAAGUAGUGGAGUGCAUAGAUCAUGAUAUGAGAGGAAUGCAUGUAGCAGUUAAAAUUGUGAAAAACGUUGGUAGAUACCGGGAAGCAGCCCGUUCAGAAAUACAGGUGUUGGAACACUUAAACACCAUGGAUCCAAGCAGCACUUUCCGCUGUGUCCAGAUGCUGGAAUGGUUUGAUCAUCAUGGCCAUGUUUGCAUUGUUUUUGAGCUACUGGGACUUAGUACUUACGACUUUAUUAAGGAAAACAGCUUUCUGCCAUUUCAUAUUAAUGACAUUAGAAAUAUGGCUUAUCAAAUUUGCCAGUCUAUAAACUUUUUACACCAUAAUAAACUAACUCAUACUGAUUUAAAGCCUGAAAAUAUCUUGUUUGUGGAGUCUGAUUACAUAGUGAAGUACAAUGCCAAAAUGAAGCGAGAUGAACGCACUUUAAAAAACACAGACAUCAAAGUCGUCGAUUUUGGAAGUGCAACUUUUGAUGAUGAGCAUCACAGCACAUUAGUGUCUACAAGACAUUACAGAGCUCCUGAGGUUAUUUUAGCACUGGGAUGGUCACAGCCUUGCGAUGUUUGGAGUAUUGGUUGUAUUCUAAUUGAGUAUUACCUAGGAUUUACAGUGUUUCAGACGCAUGAUAGUAAAGAACACUUGGCAAUGAUGGAAAGGAUACUAGGGCCUCUGCCAGCUCACAUGAUCAAGAAAUCCAGAAAGCAUUAUUUUCACCAUGACCAAUUGGACUGGGAUGAACACAGUUCUGCAGGACGAUAUGUUAGGAGACGCUGUAAGCCUUUAAAGGAAUUCAUGCAUUGCCAAGACAGAGAUCAUCAGAGUCUCUUUGACCUUGUUCGCAGGAUGCUGGAAUAUGAUCCAGCCAAAAGAAUCACUCUUGAUGAAGCCUUGCAGCAUCCUUUUUUUGAACCAUUAAAUAAAUAAAUAAAUUCAAAGAUCUCUUAUGCUUCUUCAAGGAGAUUUCCUAGACUGUGUCAGUCAACAGAGGUUGCAUGAAACUUUUGUAAACUUUAAAUUAUUUUGUACAGUUAAGUCUGUAAAUAUUUACAUAUGUUUUGUAUAACUGUUAUGUUUACCUUGUUGAACAGUUGUAGUCUUAUGAGUAUCGAAGUGAAAAAUAAAAGUAAUUUUCAUUUUUGAAAA
Molecule: messenger RNA, 1883 nt
Organism: Aquila chrysaetos chrysaetos
Lineage: Eukaryota; Metazoa; Chordata; Aves; Accipitriformes; Accipitridae
Gene: CLK4
Product: CDC like kinase 4
Exons: 14
Coding region: 171-1664 (497 amino acids)
Biological process (GO): regulation of RNA splicing; protein phosphorylation
Cellular component (GO): nucleus
Molecular function (GO): protein tyrosine kinase activity; ATP binding
Source: RefSeq, a predicted model, not a curated record